This is a messenger RNA of Penicillium antarcticum, 684 nucleotides long. Its product is annotated as putative GPI anchored protein. The record is from RefSeq and is a predicted model, not a curated record. The transcript is spliced from 2 exons. The coding region runs from base 1 to 684 and encodes 227 amino acids. Lineage: Eukaryota; Fungi; Ascomycota; Eurotiomycetes; Eurotiales; Aspergillaceae.
AUGAAGUUCACUCUCCUCGCCCUCGCAUCCGUCGUGCCAAUGGCCGCGGCUCACUUCAAGCUGAUGUACCCCACCUCCCGUGGGUUUGAUGAGGACACCAUGCCCGACUUCCCCUGCGGUGGCAUGAGCCAGUCCUCCAACCGCACCAAGCUCCCAUUGAAGGGUGGCUCUUUCCCCGUUGCUUUGGAGAUGCACCAUGCCCAGACUGCCGUCGAGGUCUUGCUCUCUCUCGGCAGCAACCCCGGCGACAACUACAACAUUGUCCUCACUCCUACUUUCCAGGUCAAUGGACUCGGCGAGUUCUGUCUGCCUCACGUUGCUAUCACUGAGAAACUCAUUGGUCGCAACCUUACCGACGGGAUGAAUGCUACCCUUCAGGUUCAGACCAAUGGCGAUCCUUCGGGUGGUCUUUACGCUUGCGCCGACGUCCAAUUCUCCGCCGAUGUCACUUACGAGAAGCCCUCUGCUUGCAGCAACAACACCAACCUCGCCGCCACUGCCUUCCCUGCUUCGUCUGCUGCCCGCAAUGCCAACGAAUCUACAGGUGAGGGUCAGGCACAGAGUGGUUCUUCCACUACCAACUCUGCCUCCACUUCCACUUCCAAGGGUGCUGCUGUGCCUAUGCAGACUGCUGCUUGGGGUGUUCUCGGUGCCGCUCUGGUCGGAGGUCUGGCUGUUUUGUAA